Onthophagus taurus is the source of this 792-nucleotide messenger RNA. Lineage: Eukaryota; Metazoa; Arthropoda; Insecta; Coleoptera; Scarabaeidae. The record is from RefSeq and is a predicted model, not a curated record.
UUUUUAAGAGUUUCAGGUGAAGAUUUACCAUUAGAACAUCUUUACGGUGAAACCCACAUUAAAGAAACACUACUAGAUUUAACGUUCAAGGUAUCACCAAAAGCCUUCUUUCAAAUAAACACUCCAGCUGCUGAAGUUUUAUACAAAACUGCCAUAGAAUUAGCAAAACCAACCCAACAAUCAACCGUUGUUGAUAUUUGUUGUGGCACAGGAACAAUCGGGUUAUGUUUCUCAAAGAUUUGUAAUCAAAUAAUUGGUUUGGAAUUAAUCCCCGAAGCGGUUGAAGAUGCGAAAGAGAACGCAAAACUCAACAACAUCGAAAACGUGGAAUUUUUUACGGGAAAAGCCGAGGAUAUUUUAGCUUCCGUUUGUUAUCGAGCCACUAACGAUGAUGUAAUUGGAAUUGUUGACCCUCCAAGAGCCGGAUUACAUCAACGAGCUGUAACCCAACUACGCAAGGUCCGUAAUUUGAAAAAGCUCGUGUUCAUCGCUUGCAAUCCACACGCGGCGAUGAAAAAUUUCAUUGAUUUGGGACGACCAAUAUCGAAAACUCUCCAAGAGGAGUGUUUCGUUCCUAUAAAAGCCGUCGCCGUCGAUAUGUUUCCGUUUACGAAACAUUGCGAGUUGGUGAUUUAUUUCGAACGUUGGGAUAUAAUCGAAAAUGAAAUGAAAUAAGUUAAAUGUACAUAUUACACCCACUUUUUUUCCUUAAAAAAUCUUUAAAGUUCACUCUUUCCUUAUAAGCAGCUCUUAAAAGGUGGUAAUAAAUAUUUUAUUUAAACAUUAAGUAAA